AUGGAUAUGACUGUCACAACCUGGGAGACUGAACUCACAACAACCAAUGAAAGUGAUGAAUAUUAUACAGAGAACAUAAUCCUGGAAUUGCUGAACGUCUUUGUGGUCCUGGUGGGGCUGGCAGGGAACGUGGUAGUGCUCUGGCUCCUGGGAUUCCGCAUGCGCAGGAACGCCUUCUCCGUCUAUAUCCUAAACCUGGCGGGGGCUGACUUCCUCUUCCUCUGCUACCAAUUUAUGCAUAGUAUAGUUUUACUUUUUCACUUUCAUUUUGUCGUUAAAGUAAUUGGGACAUAUGUCUCGCCUGUGUCAAACUUUGCCUACAUCUCAGGCCUGAGCUUUCUCAGCGCCAUCAGCAUAGAGCGCUGCAUGUCUGUCCUGUGGCCCAUCUGGUACCGCUGCCACCGCCCCAGACACAUGUCCACCGUCAUGUGUGCCCUACUCUGGGCCCUGUCCCUGCUGCUGAGCAUCCUGGAAGGGAACUACUGUGGCUUCCUGGUGAGGAACAUGCAUCAUGUUUGGUGCCCAGUGUUGGAUUUCAUCACUGUGUCAUGGCUGGUUUUGUUAUUUGUGCUUCUCUCUGGGUCCAGCCUGGCCCUGAUGACCAGACUGCUGUGUGGCUCCCAUCGGUUGCCGCCCACCAGACUCUACAUGACCGUCAUGCUCACAAUGCUGGUCUUCCUCCUCUGUGGCCUACCCUUCGGCAUCCACUGGUUCCUCUUAUACUGGUUUGAUGCCUUCCCUCAUCUUUCCCAGUUUGUAGUUCUCCUGUCCUCUGUCAACAGCUGUGCCAAUCCCAUCAUUUACUUCUUCGUUGGCUCCUUCAGGCAGCGAUGGUGGAAGUGGAGACACACCCUGAGGCUGGUUCUCCAGAGGGCUCUGCAGGACACUCCUGAGGCGGAUGAACCUGGGGAAACCCUGGCCAUGUCGGGAAGCAGUCUGGGGCAGGGAUGAGAGCCUCUGUCCUGAUCAGUCUGGAG
Messenger RNA from Myotis davidii, 977 nucleotides. Its product is annotated as mas-related G-protein coupled receptor member X2-like. Gene Ontology annotation, cellular component: membrane. Gene Ontology annotation, molecular function: G protein-coupled receptor activity. Lineage: Eukaryota; Metazoa; Chordata; Mammalia; Chiroptera; Vespertilionidae. Bases 1 to 951 code for a protein of 316 amino acids. The record is from RefSeq and is a predicted model, not a curated record. Gene Ontology annotation, biological process: G protein-coupled receptor signaling pathway. The transcript has a single exon.